Molecule: messenger RNA, 2968 nt
Organism: Anneissia japonica
Lineage: Eukaryota; Metazoa; Echinodermata; Crinoidea; Comatulida; Comatulidae
Product: carbohydrate sulfotransferase 11-like
Exons: 3
Coding region: 1671-2570 (299 amino acids)
Biological process (GO): carbohydrate biosynthetic process
Cellular component (GO): membrane
Molecular function (GO): sulfotransferase activity
Source: RefSeq, a predicted model, not a curated record
AUGAAAAUUAAAGAAAAGAGAUAAAGUAAAUACAAGAAAAAUCAAGGUUACAUAGGAAACAAAGAAAAGGAAGAAAGAUAAGGAAAUAUUACAAAGGUAAUUUAAGCUAAACAAUGCAUAGGGAGGCAUUAGAAAGAAAGGGGAAAGGAAAGAAAGGGUAAUUAAAAGGAAAAGGGAGACUAAAGAAAGAAAAGUUAGGUAAAUAGGAAUCACGGAAAGUUAAGGACGCAUAGAAUGAAAGUAAAAGAGAAGAUAAGUCAGUAAUUAGACGGUUAGCUAAUACUAAAAUAGAAAACAAAAACAAGGAACGUGAAAGUGAAAUAUAAGGUCAGCUAACAUAUUUUUUCCCUCUAGGGUCCUUCUUUUGUUUUGCACUGUUGAAGCAUGUCAACUACUGUGGUAGUCAAUGACAGCCACUUGUUCUGUUGAUUCAGAACGGUUAAGAACUUUAUUUAUUAUUACUGUAUAAGUACAACACAAAUGGGUUGUUUAUUCUAUACAGACGAUGUUAUGUCGAACUAGAGUGUCAGUCUCUGCAGGCACUUCAAACUUGUCAUCGUCUAAAGUCUGUCAAGUCUUGCUUGGUAAUCAUCUAUGCAUAAUACCACGAAUCACGAACAUACAGAUGUAGUGAAGUACUUAUAAUAAUUUCCUAUACAAAGAGAGCAUUGAAAACAAGAAGUAAAAUUUUAUCAACUAUGAAUGAUGAACCUUAACUCUUACAAUUAUAUUAAUGUUAAAUUAAUAAUUGAAUGUUGUUAGGGUCUACUAUUUUAACGUACCGUUUGUAUUUUAAUAUGAAGAGUGUACCUUGACUGGUCUCUUUUACUCUAUUUUAUUGUAUUUCAAUGUAUUUUUAUCAUAUUUAGUGUAGUUUUAUUUAUAUAGCGCUUUAUACCGGAGUCUCUAAAUCGCUCGAGGUGUGGACUAGUUCGUAUAGUAAAUUUCUUCUGCCCUGCGGGUCUCUUCAUAUCUCAGCUACGCGGUAAACCGGUACCAGCUACUCUCGUCUGUCCGCAGCAGGGGCUGAUUGGACCUGUACACCGGGGUAACCGCUACUCGUCUCGAAAGAUGUACUGGGUUCUUUAAAGUACACAUGAGCUAAAUAAUAUACCACAGUUUGAAUUUUCGCAAUCGCCGCAAGGACUGUCAAGCGACGCAAUGCGACACAGAAAGUUGCUUUCACGGACUGUGACUUUAAGUUGUCGGUUCCAAAUUUGGAUGAAGCAAAUCCCUCGCGUUGCGGUAAUUGGCGUCGAUACGUUGCGUAAAAGUCUUUGCGUUAAGCCACAUUUACUAGACACGAUUACGACACGACAACGACAUAUCAUCGCGUAAUUUUUAUUCUUCAACUCUACGCACAUCUGUAUCGUGUCAUUGUCGUGUCAUAAUCAUGUCUAGUGUAAAUGAGUUUUUAACCAGGCUUUACAAAGUGCAAAUUGUGGGAACCACUGAAAAUACGAAACUCUGCCAUCGCCAACCAUCAGACGGCUUCGCGUUGUCAAGCACUCAAAAAAUGCGAAGAUUGAUUCGUCGGUGACUCCGUGUGCGAAUGUGAAUUGUUGUGCGUAUACAGAAUAUGUGCACCAAUGAUUUUGCGGCAAUAAGUAAACAAACACACUUGUUGUAUAUUAACAGAUUACAGUCUGGUUGGAAAGCUAUCAAGGGGAAUGAGUACUGGAACCGAAACAAAACUAUCACAGUCAACAGAGAAAGUUGAAAAACAGGAGACUAUGGAGGAGUUCAUGCAAAGAUACUCGAGUAUUCACAGAAAACAGAAUGACUACACGCGGAAUAUGUGUCGUCUUCACCGAAAUGCCAUUCCUGAAAUGAAGUCCCGACCAAAACUGUUAGUGAAUGAAAAACACAAAAUGGUGUACUGCCAGACACCGAAGACUGGUACUGUCAGUUGGUGUCGUAUUAUGCUGAUCAUCUCUGGAUAUAAGAACUAUGAAGAAGUAAUGAAAAUGACUGCACCCCAAGUGAGUGCGGCAUGGAAUAAAAACACGUACCACACCUUUCUAGUUAUUCUUUGGCAAAACAGAAACACAUUAUGGCCACCUACACAAAAUUCAUGUUUGUUAGGCAUCCUUUCUCACGACUGUUGUCGGCUUACAAUGAUAAAAUCAUUCGUAAGAACGGAAGUUACGCAAGAGGCUUUGAGAGCUAUAGAAAAAAAAAUCAGGAACAACUUCAGAUGGAAUUCGAAUGCGAAAUCAGAUGAAAUUGACUUCGUAGAUUUCGUCAACUUGGUAGUUUCACAGGAAGGUUCAAAUGUUCAUUGGAACCCGAUGCAUGGGAUUUGUUAUCCAUGUGAUAUACAUUAUGACGUAAUAGGUCACUUUGAGGAUAUGGAAAACGAGACAAAAUACAUUUUAACACUUACCAAUCUUACUAAUUUGUGGUUACCAAAAUCUUCUGGAGCCCACCUUACAAAUAGUUCCAGUCAGUCAAAAUUAGAUAAAGCAUUUUCAUCUAUUCCACUCCCUCAUUUAGCUGAUUUGUAUCACAAAUAUAAGUAUGAUUUUACGCUUUUUGGUUAUGAAAUUCCAUUAGGUACAAAGAGAUAAUAAUAAUAUUUAGUUUAGCCACCGAAAAUGUAUCAGUUAUUGGCAGCCAUUGACUAUGAAAUCUAGUUGGCAUAUUACAUCUAAUGAUAUUCUUAUAUUAUAUUAUAUUAUAUUAUAUUAUAUUAUAUUAUAUUAUAUUAUAUUAUAUUAUAUUAUAUUAUAUUAUAUUAUAUUAUACUAUGUUGUAAAUACAUAUUAAUUUAGAAAAAAAUUAGCCAUUAUUUUGAAAUAUGCGAACUAAUUUAACUAUUUAAGGAGAAUGCUGCAUCGUGCAUUCCUUAGAUAUAUACUUACUAUUCAUUUCUUUUUCUUUUUCCUCUAAUUAGGCUGAGCUACUUUUUUUCAAUAUUUUCUACCAAUUUUAUUCUACGAUUUCAGUCUUUAAUUCUUAUUUUCCC